AAAUCAAUCAAGUUUACAAAUUUUUAUCAAGAAUUUUGUACACAUUUCAAUUUUUAUCAGUGUUUUAAUUUUAUACCAUGGCGUGCAAUGAGAACGUGAUAAAAAACAUAGCAAAUGAAAUAACAAGGAACUGCCAAGCUCAAAACGUUACUGUCGACGCGGAAUUCGUAAUAUUUCUUAUAGAAUUGCUGCUUUUAAAUCCUAAGUAUGGGAAGUUGUUUUCGAAGGUCAUAAACAGAGAUACCCUACAGUAUUUUGUGGAAGAAUGCGGCUCUAAGUUGAUACGUAGUGAAAACUCAAUAAACACGCUGAAAAUGCAAUUUAUAGUGCAGAAAAACUACGACAAAUUACCGGUUCUAAUUAGCAAGCACUUGGAAUCCAUAGACACAUGUCUACGACCUUUGGUUUCUGAGAUCUUGGAGGAGGAGCCAACAUAUGAAGAUGACAAUGAAUUGAAGAAGAUGUUUAGGAAGAUAUCCAUUUAUAUUAUAUUGAGUAGUGGUCUCGGUAACCCCAGCAAUAUUCAUAAUCUGAAGGAAGGCAUGGCGGCUCUAGAAAGCGUGUUCUCCCUGGAAGACCUGAACGGAUUUAUUGAGCUGCCUAAGGCUGAGAAGAUGGCACACCUACGACAUCUCAUGGAGAUUGUCUCCGGUGUCCGGCUGUUUAACAGGGAUUGCAAGAAGGGGGGCGAGGGAAUACCCGAUUUGCCGUUCAACUUAGUAGACGCUGGGAAGGCAUGUCUCGCAUCUCUCUCCAACUCCCUGAUAACUGUAAUGCAGCGGGUCAACACAUUGACCACCGCGCUAGAAGACACUAUCGUCAUUGAGGACGAGACGGGAAAUGUUGGGUUUGACCUGAAGCGUACUGCCGAUUUGACUGUCAAUGACGUAAAAGAAGUUAUAGAAUUGUUGCUUUUCUACCGUCAGUAUGAGGUCUUCACUCGUCGAUUGCUAUCCGAUGUGCAAACUUUAGUCAGUAGCGCGAAGCACCACGUAGAAAAAGUGAGACAUGUGCUCGACGAUAUUCACGCUGCUGUCAAGUACAAAAGUGCUGUGCCCGUCACCACUGUGUUUCCACUAUUCUGUAAUCUCUGGCAAGUGUGGCGUUCGAUGCAGAACACCAUGUACUUGAUAUCCACAGUAAACAGACUGAUCUCAAACUUGGCCAGCAUACAGGAUCUAAUGAAGAUUCCCCAAAGCAUCGUCGACAAGAUGCUGGCUGGGAGGAGCGUUAUUACCGAUCAGGACAGAAUAAGCAACAGGAUUAGUCUAGUAGAACGACUUUCGAUGGCAAAUUUGGAGAAUUAUAUUCCGUAUUCAGAUCCAGAUAUAUUUUGUUCCGGACGUGAGAAAUCUGCACAAUUUCUAGGUUUUUGUGCGGUGUGCCUCACCGUUGGAGCAUUGAACCCUGGGAAUAUGAAAGUGGGCUAUAUCAAGAAUCGCGGGAAGAGAUAUAGCUUUUGUAACAUUAAAAUGGCCACCAGAUUCGCUAAGAACCCUGACAGGUACAUAAACGAAGUGUUAGAUUUCGCGCGCAACAACCCGCACGUGAUCCACCUGCUGAACAUCAUCGAGGAUGUCCGUCAAGUGAAGGACUUGGACGUUCUCGUCGUUAAAUAUGUGCCGAAGAUCUGUGUGAUGGAAAAAGAUGUUCAGACUGAACCUCACCCCAUAGACGAGUAUAUUGAGAAAGAUUAUACUUGGGACCUCUGGGAGUGGAAGAGGAGGGCUUGCAAAUGGGCAUCAAUAGUGAAUUGCAGGACCCACUCGACCCAAACGAUCUACAGCCACCUUCGUUCAGAAAUUCAAUGUCAAACAGCCGAGCCUAGAGAUAAGUGUCAGCAAACUAAGAAGGAGACUGGCAUGAACACAGUGCCUCGUAACGUGUUUUUAUGGGGCCUGCGCGGGCAAAUUGGCGAUGGACAGCACGCGAUGGACCUGAUUGUGCCGCAUAAUGAAAAACUUGGAGGUCGCCCAGUCGAUUACUGCACCUGGCCGUGCACGUCCAUGCCCUCAACAGAAUACAGAGAAGUUCAAGAACAAGAUUAUAAUGACGAAGAAGACUUUGAGUUAGCGAUACAUAGCAAACUUGGUUUCUGAAGAGAAAGACGUAUAUGAUAUUCCGAUUUAUGUGAGCUGGACGAUGAACCAAUCGAAGUACAUACUGUCCGGGCAAACUAGAUUGUCUGACUCUUUUUAAAAUUAAGAUUUUUAAAUAAAUGUUAUUAACUUAUAUACUAAU
Molecule: messenger RNA, 2241 nt
Organism: Plodia interpunctella (Indianmeal moth)
Lineage: Eukaryota; Metazoa; Arthropoda; Insecta; Lepidoptera; Pyralidae
Product: cilia- and flagella-associated protein 206-like
Exons: 12
Coding region: 78-2099 (673 amino acids)
Biological process (GO): regulation of cilium beat frequency
Cellular component (GO): axoneme; ciliary basal body
Source: RefSeq, a predicted model, not a curated record